Conger conger (European conger) is the source of this 12070-nucleotide messenger RNA. RefSeq names its product obscurin like cytoskeletal adaptor 1b (gene obsl1b). The transcript has 36 exons. Gene Ontology annotation, molecular function: protein binding. The record is from RefSeq and is a predicted model, not a curated record. Bases 428 to 10600 code for a protein of 3390 amino acids. NCBI's taxonomy places the organism in Eukaryota, Metazoa, Chordata, Actinopteri, Anguilliformes, Congridae.
UGUCUCAGGACUGAGCGUGUCAGAGACCGCGAGCCUGGAGUAGAGGGAGCACAACCCGACCGCGGGGCCGUCAGAGAAAACGAAAACAUCGCAAAAUCUAACAGAGCGAAAGAACGCGUGCCACGGCAGCCUCGCAAGAUGGGCGCACCGAAGGAGAGGAACUGACAGGAGAGUGUUUUUUUUCGGGAGCGGAAGGAUUACUACUUUGAGGAGGACAAACCUGAACGGACAGCCAGGCAGACAGGAGACUAUAACCAGCGGUGGGAGAGUAGCGUAGCGCACAGAGUGGUGGAAUGUACGCUGAGGACGGUCCCUGAGGUUUGCGGAGAGCAUUGGGCAGUGAAAGGAAGAGGAGAGCACAGGGUGGUUUUUGGGGGAGACUACAUGCCUGUAACCUGUGGAAGGUGAGGCUUGCAAACGAGCGAAGAUGGACGUGUUCGGCGGCGCGCCUCGCUUCUUGGCCUACCCCCGGCCGGUGAUCGUACAGAGCGGCACGGACGCCGCCCUCAAGUGCCAGAUCGGUGGAGACCCCCGGCCCGCCGUCAUCUGGGAGCGGAACAACGAGCGGAUUCACCCCGAGGCCCGCUACCGCUUGUUUGAAGACGGGAACGUCUACAACCUCAUCAUCUCCGGGGUGACCAGUGACGACAGCGGCCAGUACAUCUGCAAGGCCAAGAACAGCAUCGGGGAGACAUACGCGGCGGCCACACUGAAGGUGGAGGGGGAGGCGCAGGAGAAGGAGCUGAGGGAGGAGAACAAGCCGCGCUUCCUCAUCAAGCCGCUCUCCACGCGGGUGGGCCGGGGCGAGGACGCCGUCUUCUCCUGCAAGCUGUGGGGGAAGCCGCUGCCCGAGGUGGUGUGGGAGAAGGACGGCAAGCGGCUCAACGAGAUCUUCGAGAGCACGCACUUCAGCGUGGGCUACCAGGACGGGGGCUGGUUCCAGCUGAAGAUCUUCAAAACCAGAGCCCCCGAUGGUGGGGUGUACACCUGCAAGGCCAAAAACGAGUUUGGGGAAGGGCUGGCGGGGGCCGUGCUCCUGGUGGACGCAGGCCCAGGGCACGAGGAGGAGGCCACCCGAAACGGCUACGCUAACGGGCACUGGAAAGCGCAGCAGGGCAAGGCUAGAGGAGGCAGGCAGGUGGUCAGUCGGCAGCGGGAGGAACCCCUGCCUCACUCGGCCAAAGUGAAAAUGUUCGCCGUGACGGAGGGCAAGCACGCCAAGUUCCGCUGCUACGUGACGGGGAAGCCCAAACCGGAGAUCAUCUGGAGGAAAGACGGCCGGGUGAUCUUGUCGGGGAGACGUUACCUGUUGUACGAAGAUCGGGAAGGUUAUUUCACACUCAAAGUGCUCUACUGUAAGCAGCAGGACAAUGGGGUUUACGUGUGUGCAGCAUCCAACACUGCCGGGCAGACACUCAGUGCUGUCCACCUUACUGUCAAAGAGCCACUAGUUCGCUUUAAGCAGCCCCUCAGCGACUUGGAAGUGUUCGAGCGGGAGCUGGCCGUCCUGGAGUGUGAGGUGCCUGAGGACUCCAUCCCCAUCACCUGGUACCUGGAGGACCGCAGGUUACACCCCGGUUCCAAGUACGGCAUGGAGGAGUGGGGGACGAAACGGCGGCUCACUAUCCGAGACAUCGGAGCCGAUGACGACGGCAUCUACCUGUGCGAGAUGGCGGACGGGGGCAGGAGCAUCGCGGAGGUGGCCGUCAAAGGCACGAUAGUGCGCAAGCUCCCGCGCAAGGUGGACGUUCUGGAGGGAGAAAAUGCAGCCUUCUGCGUGGAAGUGGAGGAGGAAGAGAUGGAAAUCCACUGGUACAAAGAUGGGGUCGAAUUACGGGAGACCCACCAGACCAUCAUAAAGUCCUUUGGGAAGACCCACAUCCUAGUGUUUGUCAAUGCCUCACCCCAAGAUUCCGGCAAGGUGACCUUCAUUGUGGGCAGAUCCAAGACUUCAUCACAGCUGAGAGUGAAAGCGGUCAGGCACAGUUCCCCCAGCUGUCCCGUGGGUGUGCAGAUUAACACCGAGCGGGCAAACGCAGCACUCCUGUCCUGGCUCCCGGCCCAAGAUUCGCGGAGGAACCCUCCCUCCGGGUACGUGCUGGAGAGGAAGGAGGAGGGCUCCCACGAGUGGCUGCAGUGCCUGACCACCGACUCGGCCACUGCCGUGGAGAUCCUGGGCGACAGUGUCCCCUGCGAGGCCGACUACCGCUUCCGCAUCUGCAGCGUCAACAAGUACGGCAGGAGCAGCCACGUGGAGUUCCCCAGACCAGCACAUCUGGUUCCGGGAGCUAAAAUCCAAACACCGCUGCAAGACGCCCUGGUGCCCGAGGGGCAAGACGCCACGUUCACCAUCGAGCUGUCCGCUGCUGUCAUCGGGACCUGGUUUCUGAACGGCGUUCAGCUUCAGGAUGACGAGCGGUUUGCUAUGCGUCGCUCCCGCACACACCACUCUCUUCGCAUCAGAGCCGUACGGGACACGGACAACGGGGUGGAGAUCACUUUCAUUGCCUGUGGAGUCAGAGAUUCAGCAGCUCUGUACAUUCAAGCUCCUCUGGUGAAGUUCACACCUCUUUCUGAGAUGGACAGAAAUAAAUUUGUUGAAGUUGGCAACCCAAUCGUCCUGUACUGCGAGCUAUCAGACCCCGCCACUCCGGUCCACUGGUACAAAAAUGGAGUAGAACUGCACACAGUGGAAGGCCUUAACAUCCAAUCAGAGGGCAACAUGAGGAGGAUCGUCAUCCAAUCAGCAGAGUUCUCCCAUUCUGGAGUGUACAGCUGUGACGCUAUUGAUGAUGUCAUUAGAUUUAACGUGGAAGUUGAAGCGCCCCCUGUGAGGUUCUCGGCCCUUCCGGAAGUAGCGAAGAGCAAGUCCGUUGAAGCGGGAGGCCCCAUUUUACUACACUGUGAGAUCUCAGACCCCAGUGCCCAGGUCAGCUGGUACAAGGAUGGGUUACAGCUCCUCCCACAAUCUGGAGUAGAGAUCCAAUCAGAGGGCACUGCGAGGACACUGGCUGUCCCGUCUGCUGACAUUCUCCACACUGGGGUGUACAGCUGCAAGACAAAGGGCGAUGCGAUCAAGUUCAAUGUGGAUAUCAAAGCUCAGCCUGUGAAGUUCUCAGCAACCCCCGAAGUUGAAAGGAACAAGUCCAUUGACGCAGGCUGUCCCAUUGUACUACACUGUGAGAUCUCAGACCCCACUGCCCAGGUCAGCUGGCACAAGGACGGGGUCGAGCUCCGCCCACAAUCUGGAAUAGAGAUCCAAUCAAAAGCCACCAUAAGGCGCCUGGUUGUGCAAUCGGCACAGCUGUGUCACUCUGGGGUGUACAGAUGCGAGACAUCCGAUGAUGCGGUCCAGUUCACCGUGGACAUCAAAGCUCCUCCGGUGAAGUUCUGCAGCAUUCCCGAAGAUGAGAGGAGCAAGUCCGUUGAAGCAGGCCACCCGAUCGUCCUAAACUGCCAGCUGUCAGACCCCAGCGCUCAGGUCAGCUGGUUCAAGGAUGGGUCAGAGCUCUUUCCGAAGCCCGGCAUAGACAUCAGAUCCGCUGGCAUAAGAAGAACGCUGGUCGUUGAAUUUGCGCGGCUGUCUGACUCCGGAGCAUACUGCUGCUCGACGGCAGAUGACACCGUCCAGUUUAAUGUAAAGGUCAAAGCGCCACCAGUGAGGUUCUUAAACCUUCCUGAAGAGGAGAGAAACAGGUGUGUUGAAGCAGGCUGCCCCAUCAUACUACACUGUGAAAUCUCAGACCCCACCGGCCAGGUUAGCUGGUAUAAGGAUGAAAAGCAGAUCCUCUCCCAAACUGGAAUACAGAUCCAAUCAGAGGGCAAAACAAGGACACUGACCAUCCAAUCAGCCGAGGUAUCUCAUGCUGGGGUGUACAGCUGUAAGACAACAAGUGAUGUCAUCCAGUUUAAUGUGGACAUCAGAGCAGAGGUGUUCCACUCUAGGCUGUACAGUUGUGAGAUAUCCGAUGACACUGUCCAGACCAUCAUGGACGUCAAAGCUGCAUCAGUGGAGGUGUCAGCAGAACCUGAAGCAAAGAAGAUCAAGUACACCGAAGAAGCCUCUCCCACUGCCCCCAUCUGUGAGGUCAUAAACCCCACAGCCAAGGAUGAAACCAAGCCCCUCCCACAAAUUGGUCAAUACAUCCACUCAGAGGGCACCAUGGAGAGAGACACUGACCAAUCAGCGCAGCCACCACAUUCGACGAAGUUGAAAAAGACCAACAGUCAAUCAGGUCAAUACAUCCAACUAGAGGGCACCGUGGAGAAAGAGACUGACCAAUCAGCACAGCCCCUUUACUUGACUCAUUUGAGAAAGAACAAUAGUGAAACUGGACAAUACAUCCAAUCAGAAGGCACCAUGGAGAGAGUGAUUGACCAAUCAGCACAACUCCUUCACUUGAAUGACUUGAGAGAGUACAAUAGUGAAACUGGAAAAUACAUCCAAUCAGAAGGCACGAUGGAGAGAGUGAUUGACCAAUCAGCACAGCCCCUUCACUUGAGUCACUUGAGAGAGAACAAUAGUGAAACUGGACAAUACAUCCAAUCAGAAGGCACCAUGGAAAAAGUGAUUUACCAAUCAGCACAGCCCCUUCACUUGAGUCACUUGAGAGAGAACAAUAUUGAAACUGGACAAUACAUCCAAUCAGAAGGCACCAUGGAAAGAGUGACUGACCAAUCAACACAGCCCCUGCACUUGACACACUCAAAGAAAACCAGGACUGAAACUAGACAGUACAUCCAAUCAGAGGACACCAUAGAGAGAGUGACUGACCAAUCAGCACAGUCCCCUCUCUUGACUAGCUUGAGAAAGAGCAAUAGUGAAACUGGACAAUACAUCCAAUCAGAAGGCACCACGGAGAGAGUGACUGACCAAUCAGCACAGCCCCUUCACUUGAGUCACUCAAGAAAGAAUGGCAGUGAAACUGGGCGAUACAUCCAAUCAGAGGGCACCAUGGAGAGUCUGACUGUCCAAUCAACACAGCCCCUGCACUUGACUCACUCGAAGAACAGGACUGAAACUGGACAGUACAUUCAAUCAGAGGACACCAGGGAGAGUGUGACUUCCCAACCAGCACAGCCCCAUCACUUGACUCAAUCCAGAAAGAACAGCAGUGAUGCAGAUGAAGAUGCCACAGCAUUUAAGGUGGAUGUUGAAGCACACCCUGAAGAUGAGAAGAGCAAUUUUGUUGAAACAGACUGGCCCUCUGUGCAACACUGUGAGUUAUCCGAUCCCACAGCUGAAAUCAAGUGGUCCAAGGAUGGCCAAAACCUUCUUCUACAGAAUGGAAUAGACAUCCAAUCAGAGGGCACCACAAGGGGACUCAGUGUCCAAUCAGCAAAGCUGUCUCACACAGGCUCGAAUAGUUGUGAGACAAUGGAAGAUGCAAGGCAGUUUCAUAUGGAUGUCAAAGCUCCACCAGUGAGAUUGUCCGCACUUCCUGAAGUUGAGGAGAACAGGCCGGCAGUUGAAGCAGACCGCCCCAGUGUACAGCACUGUGAGAUCUCAGAGCCCCCGGCCCAGGUCACUGCACAGGUCUACCAGGAUGGGCUACAGCUCCUCCCCCAGGCUAGUGCAGACAUCCAAUCAGAUGGCAGCAUCUCGGGGACUAUAGCUGUCCGCUCCACAGAGCUCUCACCCUCUGGAGUUUACAGUCGUGAGACAAAGGAUGAUGGCGUCCAGGUUAAUUUGGGCUUUGAAGCUCCAUCCACACAUUUCAAAGAGAGUCCUGAAGAGGAGAGGAACAGGUGUGUUGAAGCAGGCUGCCCCAUCAUACUACACUGUGAGAUCUCAGACCCCACUGCCCAGGUCAGCUGGCACAAGGACGGGGUACAACUCUACCUGCAAUCUGGAGUGGACAUCCAAUCAGAAGGCCAUUUGAGGAAAUUGGUUGUCCAAUCAGCAGAGCGUUCACACUCUGGUGUGUAUAGCUGUAGUUUUGCUGAUGAAGUCAUUACAUUCAAGGUGGAUGUUCAAGAUUUACCAGUGAGGUUUUCAGAAAUCCCAGAAGUAGCGAAGAGCAAGUCUGUUGAAGCAGGCUGUCCCAUUGUACUACAAUGUGAGAUCUCAGAGUCUACUGGCCAGGUCAGCUGGUACAAGGAUGGAGUACAGCUCCACCCAAAGUCUGGAGUAGAGAUCCAAUCAGAGGAAAAAAUGAGGACACUGACCAUCCAAUCAGCUGAGCUCAUUCACGCUGGCACAUACAGGUGUGAAACAGCAGAUGAUACCAUAUCAUUCAAGGUGGAUGUUAAAGCUCCACCAGUGAGGUUCUCAACCAUUCAAGAGGUACAGAAGAGCAAGUCGGUUGAAGCAGGCCGUCCCAUUGUACUUCACUGUGAGAUCUCAGACUCCACUGCCCCGGUCAGCUGGUUCAAGGAUGGGUUACAGCUCCUCCCACAAUCUGGAGUAGUGGUCCAAUCAGAAGGGUCCAAGAGGACUCUGAUUUUACAGUCAUCUGGGUUUUCCACCUCUGGAGUGUACAGCUGUAAAACAGCUGACGAUAUCAUCGAAUUUUAUGUGGACAUUAAAGCUCCUCCUGUAACGUUCCUUGAGAUGGCCGAGGAGAACCUCCACAAAAGCAUUGUGGAACUGGACCCUCUAGUGCUGAACUGCCAGGUGUCUCGGCCUGAAGCCACAGUGCUGUGGUAUAAGGACGGAGCGGAGAUGCAGCCAAGCCACAAUGUCACCAUACAGGCUGAGGGCACCAUGAGGAGACUCAUCCUCCGGUCCUCUCAGCUAUCGGACGCCGGGACCUACACAUGUCGUGCAGGAGACAACGCCUUGAUAUUCAAGGUCAACAUUCGUGAACCUCCGGUGAUGAUUAUCUAUCCCAAGGAGGAUGUCCACCUCGAUCGUCACGUUUCUGAAGAGGUGGUCCUGAGCUGUGAGCUUUCACGCUCAAAUGGCAUGGUAUACUGGUACAAGGAUGGACAGAAGCUUCAAGAAAGCCAGAGCAUCAAACUGAAGUCGGAGGGGCCGUACAGAAGACUUAAGAUUCUCAACUGCGGGAUAGAAGAUUCUGGAGAGUAUGUUUGCGACACAGCUGGCGACUCAAUAUUCUUCCAGCUGAACAUAACGGAACCUCCGGUGUGCAUUGUGUCGCCGAGCCAGUCCCAAAUGGAACUGUGCCAGCAAACCUCCGAGCGGAUGGUAUUGAGCUGCGAGAUCUCCAGGUCCAACGCAACAGUACGCUGGUAUCGCGAUGGCCUCCAGGUGGAGGAGAGCCAAAACCUGCUCCUGGAGGUGGAUGGGGUCUACAGGAGACUCAUCAUCCCAGAGACCACCGUCCAAGACUCUGCCGAAUAUGUUUGUGAUACCGGCGAUGACUCUGUGACUUUCUUUGUGAACAUUGCAGAGCCCCCAGUGCGGUUUGUGCGCCCCAGGAAGAUGCCGAGCGCAGUAGAGGUUGUUGUCGGGAACCCUUUGGUGCUCGAAUGCGAGGUGUCUCGACCCAAUGCCGAAGUGAGCUGGAAGAAGGACGGAGACGAGAUGGAGGAGAGUCGCAGCGUCACCAUCAUCGAGGAUGGAAUCUUCCGGCAGCUGACCGUACAUGUGUCCAAACUCCAACACUCUGGGCAAUAUAUCUGUGAUGCCAAGGAUGAUGUAAUGGACUUUAAUGUCAAAGUCACGGAGGCCCCCGUGAAAAUUGUGAAGAAAGGCGAGCUGAAGACAGAGCAGCAGCACUGGGAAUCGGAUGACAUCGUACUGGAGUGUGAGCUCUCCAGUGCGGACGGCGUGGUCCAGUGGUCUAAAGACGGUCAGAGCGUGGCGGAAAACGAGCACUUCUGCUUCGAAGAGGAAGGGGCCUUCCGCUCACUCGUCAUCCUGAAUGCCGAGCUCUCGGACACCGGAGAAUACGCCUGCAAUUCCAAAGACGACAACAUCGUCUUUCACAUCAAUGUGAAAGAGCGUCCGGUGUCCAUUGUUGGUAACUCUGAGAGUCGCGAGAACCACAGUUUGCUCACGGGCGAUGACCUGAUUUUGGCCUGUGAAGUCUCCCGCUCCAAUGCGCCAGUGGAGUGGUACUGUAAUGGGACACUGUUGAGUCCCGACGCUCGGACCCACAUCGACAGCUACGGCACCGUGAGGAAGCUCGUCCUCACUGGCCUCAGGCCCUCUGACUCCGGGGAAUACAUAUGCGAUGCCGUGGAUGACAAAAUGAUCAUCUUGGUGAAGGUCCAAGAGCCUCCCGUCAAGUUUCUAGACAAAGAGAGGGCCAACCUGGUGACGGGGUUUGAAAACGAAAGUGUGACGCUGUCUGCCACAACUUCUCGGGACACCGCCACAGUUCGAUGGCUGAAAGACUGGACACAGAUCUCGGGAGAGCGGUUCCAUGUCCGACAGGAGGGGAACAGGCACUUCCUAACUAUUGACCCCCUGCACAGGUCAGAUGGCGGGGGAUACACCUGCGACACCACCGGUGAUGAAAUGCACUUCAACCUUCUGGUCAAAGAAAUGCGAGUGAGAUUCUCACGGCCGCUGGAGGAUGCUGUGGCGCACAAGGACGGCAUGGUGACACUGCGGUGCGAGCUGUGCAGAACCAAAGGGGACGUCCUGUGGAUGAAGGAUGGCGCCGAAAUCACACCAAGCCGCCGAUUCGCCAUCAGAGCCGACGGCCCCGAGCGCAGCCUCACCAUCCACCGCCUAACACCGGAGGACGGGGGAGAGUACACCUGCGAGUCCAAAGAUGACCGGACAAGCGCCACACUCAGAGUGGAGAUGCCGCGCAUUGUGGAGUUUAUCGCGGAGCUGCAGAACACCACGGUAAUGGAAGGAGAAGACGCCAACUUCAAGUGCGUCGUCUCUCCCGAAGACGUGGAGCUGCUUUGGCAAAUGGACAACGAACGCAUCUAUCCCAGCGAGAAGUUCAUGAUGUCCAGUAACGGCCUUUGUCGCAUGCUUCAUAUCCGCAAUUGCAAGGUGUCCGACAGAUCCAAGAUUACAGCCGAGGCGGAAGGUGUGCUGUCAAAAGCCAAGCUUCAGGUGCAAGAGGCGCAGGUGCUGUUCACUAAGAAGAUGGACGCUGUGGAGGCGGAGGAGUUUGGGGAGGCCACUCUGGAGGUGGAGGUGACCCCUGAGGCAGGGGAGGUGCACUGGAUGAGGCAGAAUGUGGUCAUCCAGCCAGGGCCCAAGUUCACCCUCAAACAGAAUGGCCCAAAACGCAUCCUGACCGUCCACAACCUCAGCCUCUCCGACCGGGGAAUGUACCGCUGCGAAACGCUGCACGACCGCACACAGGGGAAAAUCAAUGUGGAGCCAAGAAGAAUCAGCGUACGUAGGGGACUGAACGCAAUCGAAACCUUUGAACGUGAGACGGCCUCUUUCGAGGUGGAACUGUCGCAUGGCAACGUGGAGGGGGCGUGGCAGAAGGACGGGAUCCGUCUGAAACCCAGCAACCGCUGGCGCGUCAGCACCAAAGACCGCGUUCACGGCCUCACACUCUCCAACCUCACCCUGGAAGACACCGGAACCAUCACCUUCUCCGCAGAGGGUGUGAAGUCCUCCGCCAGGCUCACUGUGAGAGAGCCUCCUGUAACCAUUCUGAAGAAGCUGGAGGACCACUGUUUCCCAGAAGGCUCAGCUGUAUCUCUUGAGUGUGAGCUGUCCAGACAGAAUGUGGAUGUGAAGUGGUUGAAGAAUGGGAUGGAGAUGAAACAAAGCAAGAACCAGCGCAUCUACUCCAUGGGCAGAAAGCGCUUUUUCCAGAUCACCAAGUGUGAGAUAAGGGACUCGGGGGUCUACACGUGUGACGCCGGGGACGUCAACACAUGCUGUUCUCUGGAGGUCUAUGAGCAAGAGGUGGAGAUUGUGCAGGGUCUGGAGGACCUGGAAAUCCAGGAGGACCAGAAUGCCGUGUUCAUGUGUGAGGUGUCCCUGCCAGAUGUCCCCGGGGAGUGGUACCGUAAUGGGGAGAAGAUUCGGCCCACCGGCAUCGUCAAAAUCCGCCAGGAAGGCAACAAGCACUUUCUCCUCAUGUGCAAUGUGAGGGUGGAGGAUGCUGGAGAGAUCCAAUUUGUGGCCAAACAAGUGGAGUCCACAGCGUCCCUGGUGGUGGAAGAGUUGCCCGUGUCCAUUGUUAAGCCGCUGCGGGACAAGACGGCCCUGGAGGGCCACCGUGUGGUGCUGGAGUGCACGGUGUCGAACCCGCGCUGCAGCAUCCGCUGGUACCAGGGCAGCAAGGUCAUCCUGCCGGCAGAGCGCUUCGAGAUCUGCAGCGAGGGCUGCAACCGCAAGCUGGUCAUCCAGCCGCUGGAGCGGGAGGACGAGGGCAUGUACAGUGUGCAGGCCGGGGAACACACCACCUCCGCCAGGCUCUCCGUGGAAGCCCAGCUGCUCCAGAUAGUGCGCGAGCUGAAGGACGUGACGGUGGCGGCUCCAGAGGAGGCGGCGUUUGAGUGUGAGGUCACGGUGGCGUCGAGCAAGGCCCCGGUUUGGAGCCUGAAUGAGGAGACGCUGCGCCCGGGGCCCCAGGUGCGCAUGGAGAGCCGGGACACCGUCCACCGACUGAUCCUGAAGAACACCUCCGCAGACAUGAGCGGCACCGUCCGCUUCAGCAGCGGCAAGGCCAAGAGCAGCGCCAGGCUCACCGUCACGGAUUAGUAGACCUUCAGGACAACGCCGCAAACCAUCUCAACGACUUGGAGAAAUGCUGAUGAUAACAGAAGUCUGCUUAUUGUUUGUGUUGAUGGAAAAGGAGGACAAGAGAGCUCAUUUUGUUUUGGCAUAUAAAAAAAGUGCUUUCAAUGGGCGCUGAACCAAUGGAAAUACUGUACAAGCACAUUACCGUGUUAGGGAUUUAUAGCCCAGUUACAGCGUUUUGAAAGGUGAGGGGAAAUUUUAAGGUACAAGACCAUUGUAAAUCCCUUCCUAUCAUUGAAAAAGGCUUACUGACAUGUUGCCUCAUCCUCUGCCUGUGUUUAUGGUCCUUAACUUUUGAGUUUCAACAUCAGCAUGUUCAUAGGAUAAACAGUGUUGUGGUUUCAGGGUGUUUGUUGCUGAAAUUCCUCUCUUGACCGUUAGAAGUAUGAAAUUACCUAUUGUACCUUUAAGAAAUAAAAAGGGCCUGAAAAAAGCCUGCAAAUGACAAAUUGGAAAGGAGAAAGAUUGUUCUGAGAGAUAUACUGUAAAACAUAAUGGCAAGGCAUAGAGCUGUGCCAUUAAACUGAGCCAGCAGAGGUCUCCAGAUUCACACACCAGAAGUUUCUGGUGGGGAAACCAGACAGAAAGAGUGAAAUAUGAUGGAUGGUUACAGGUAUCCAUGUUGUUGCAUAUUAUCGGUGUGGAAUCCAACAGCGGUGCCGUCAUCAUUUAGGCAAAGCAGGCCGACGGUGCCGCAAUGGGGCCUAAAACCAAAAACAGGGAUGAAGCUGCAAUGGUUUUUCAAAAAUUCAACCGAACUUUGUGUAAAAUACCUUUUAAAGUCUGAGAAUUAUUUUUGUGAAGCUCAGCAAUCACGCCCUUUGGACCACUGACGAUCAGCUUUCAUAUAAAACAUGCCCCAGGCACGAACUAGUGGAAGAGCAAAUCACUGUUGUCCUCGUUUGGAGUUGGAGGAUAAAACUUGGCGACCCAUUUCAUGUAUGGUGUAAUGUACAUUGUUCCUUAUUUAUCCUUGUAUAGACUUCAUUUUGUAACAUUCAGAUUUCUAUUCUGGGAUGCAGACAUGGAAGGGGACAGAUCUUAAGGGGUUAUAUGGAGACUGACAUAUGUACAGUAUUAAGUGCACAGGGCCAAAAUGGUGGAAUAUUUACAGUUAAUGGGGGGGAUCUUGGGAGAACGAAUUGACUUUACUCAGUAUAAAAUUAUCUCAUUAACUUAAUUACUGUUGAGUAAAUCAUUGUCAAUGUGUGAUCAGUUUUAAAUUAACCAUAAACUGCCUUGUAUUGUACUAAAGAAAAAACGAUUUUCUAAUCCUAUAUUCCAUAUUUAUUGUCCUGUGACUAGGUUGAAUUGCUUCCUGCCGUUACCAUAAACACGCUAAUCUUUCUGGCUUUUAUUGGGUGGCUUGGGCUUCUUUUGCUGUUGUAGUCAUACCUGUAUGAACUUCCAAUAAAACAGGAUUGAAAAGGA